AUGGAGGCUAUGCCAGAUCAUGUUAUUACCUAACAUAAGCAUACUAGACCUAAACACCCAUAGUUCCAUUUGAUUCGUAUUCCACCCAAUCUACGCAUUAAUGACUUCGGGAAGAUUGCGUUGUCCGAAUCCGAAAUCAAUUCAUAUAAUACCUACAGGUAGGAGGUAACUUUCAAUAAUCCGAUAUAUCUAAAACCUGGGCAUUAUACCAUAUCUUCUGUUAGUUACCUCUCAUUUUAGGAAUAAGCCACAUAACACAACAUGCCUCCUUUCAACCCAGAUAAGGAUAUACCUGAUCUAUCAGGGAAAGUAGCAUUUAUUACAGGAGGCACCUCGGGUAUUGGAAGAGAAAUCAUUCUGUUCCUAGCCUCGCACAAUCCUGCUCACAUCUACUUCACGGGUCGAAAUGAAGAAGCUGGCGCUACAGUUGUCGCCGCUGCUAAAGCUAAGGGCCCGAACGUUGAGGUUACUUUCAUCAAGUGUGAUCUCUGCUCUUCCCGCGCUAAGAUCCGGCAAGCUAUCGCCGAAAGCUUCAAGUCGGAUCGCCUUGACAUAUUUAUCGCCAAUGCCGGUAUAAUGGCAACGCCUCCCGGCUUGACGGAAGAGGGAUUCGAGCUGCAAUGGGGUACCAACUAUCUUAGCCAUGCUGUGAUACUACAGCUUUUGCGACCUGUCUUGCUGCGAACUGCCGAGAGCGGCGCGGACGUAAGACAUGUUCAAGUCACAUCGCACGGCCAUAACUAUGCGCCGUCCGGGGGUAUCCAAUUCGAAAACCUACGAAAGCCCGACGCGGUCGGCGAAUUUGCGCGGUACGGACAGAGCAAGCUCGCGCAGAUCUUGUACUGCAAAGCUAUGGUGAAGCGCUACCCGCAGAUAACCAGCGUCGCCGUCCACCCAGGCGUCGGCAGGACGGGCCUGCUAAAGAAUGCCAAGCAGUCUUUGAUAAAGAGUUUUUUCUCAGCAACCAGCUUCCUGCACAAGGACGCCGCCGAGUUAGCGUAUAGUCCGCUAUGGGCGGCUACCGCUCCGCUCCCAAAGCUGGAGAACGGGCAAUAUUACGAGCCCGUGGGGAAGAAAGCGGGACCAUCGAAGCUAGCUGGAGACGAGGCUUUGGCCGAAAAGCUUUGGGAAUGGACGAAUAAUGAGCUGAAAGAUGUCGAGGCGCUAUUGUGAACAUGAUGAAAUGAUUAUUAUGAGGUAGGUAUAUAUCCCUUAUUAUGUAUCCCCUAUUAUGUAUUAUUAUGUGCCCUUAUACUUCUCCCACCUCACCCCACUACAGAUCUUAGAAAGUGUCAAUUUCACCACCAAAGCCCACCGCACAUGUUAUAUUUCUUGCCUUUUAAAGGGCAGCAUUCUAUGCAUUUUCGAGUAACAUUAUAGUUUGAUCUAAGCUAUGGCCCCUCCGCUUACCCAGCCCUUUGUUAUCCCGAUCUCUCGGGUUCCUAAGGGGGGCCAUAAAAGC
Messenger RNA from Daldinia caldariorum, 1462 nucleotides. RefSeq names its product NAD(P)-binding protein. The transcript is spliced from 2 exons. The record is from RefSeq and is a predicted model, not a curated record. NCBI's taxonomy places the organism in Eukaryota, Fungi, Ascomycota, Sordariomycetes, Xylariales, Hypoxylaceae. Bases 262 to 1173 code for a protein of 303 amino acids.